This is a messenger RNA of Chaetura pelagica (chimney swift), 544 nucleotides long. RefSeq names its product peroxisomal biogenesis factor 11 beta (gene PEX11B). Lineage: Eukaryota; Metazoa; Chordata; Aves; Apodiformes; Apodidae. Gene Ontology annotation, cellular component: peroxisomal membrane. Gene Ontology annotation, biological process: peroxisome fission; regulation of peroxisome size. The record is from RefSeq and is a predicted model, not a curated record. The annotation marks the transcript as partial. The transcript is spliced from 2 exons.
GUACUACCUCUUUGCCCUGGUGGUGAAUCUGAGCAGGGACCUGUACGAGCUGCGGGUGCUGCUGGAGCUCGAGGCCAGUGGGAAGAGAGGGAAAAACCCUGGGAAUGGGUACUACCUCUUUGCCCUGGUGGUGAAUCUGAGCAGGGACCUGUACGAGCUGCGGGUGCUGCUGGAGCUCGAGGCCAGUGGGAAGAGAGGGAAAAACCCUGGGAAUGGGCUCCAGCUCCAGGCUGGGAACAAACUCCAACAGCUGAGGCUGAAGCUGCAGCUCCAGCUGCAGCUCCUGCUCCGGGUCCUUGGGAAUAAUCCCCCUUUGUUGCUGGACUUGGUGAAAAACACCUGUGACCUUUUUAUCCCCCUGGACAAGUUGGGGUUGUUCCAAACCAGCCGGGGGUUCGUGGGGCUCUGUGGUCUCAGCUCCUCCCUCCUCUCCAUCCUCACCAUCCUUCAUCCCUGGCUCAAGCCCCCCCAUCUUUCUGGGGGGUCCCUGAUCCCGGAAUCAGCCAAGAGGGAAAGAUUUAGAGCUGGAGAAGUAGUUCCCUGG